AAUUCCAUCUGAUUGGACAAAUGCCUUGGUGACAGCAAUUUUUAAGGAGGGUAAUAAAUCAGAACCUGCCAACUACCGCCCCAUUUCAUUAACUUCAAUCUGUUGCAAGAUAAUGGAACACAUUAUUUUCAGUCACAUGGCGAAACAUCUGUCCUCACAUAAUAUCCUCAUCAACCAUCAACAUGGUUUUAGGGAAAAAUUUUCCGGUGAAACUCAACUGAUUUCUGCAAUACACGACUGGGCCAAAGGUAUAAACUUCCGUAGCCAAAUAGAUGUGUUGCUAUUAAACUUCUCAAAGGCAUUUGACACUGUUCUUCAUGAAAGAUUACUUAGAAAGGUUGAUUACUACGGAAUCAGGGGUAACAUGUUUAAUUGGAUUAGGACCUUUUUGUCAAACCGCAAGCAAAGUGUCUCAGUUAAUGGUACUCACUCUUCGUCAAGACCUGUUGUGUCUGGAGUGCCUCAAGGCUCUGUGUUGGGUCCAGCACUAUUUCUGUUGUUCAUAAAUGACAUAUCAAACUCAAUCCAAUCUAAGCUUCGGCUAUUUGCAGACGAUUGUGUUCUUUACAGAGAGGUAGCCUCACACCAGGACUGUCUUACUCUACAACAAGACCUUGAUCUUCUGUACCAAUGGUCGAGGACCUUGCAGCUCUGUUUCAAUGUGUCCAAAUGUUACCACCUCGGAAUAACUCGAAAUAAAAUACCAGUUACUUCACUUACUCUAUGAACAGUAAAAUCAUAUCACAAGUCCCUUCCACAACUUACCUGGGAGUAACAAUCACUGAUAACUUGUCUUGGAAUCAACACUGCGAUAUUAUCUGCGACAAGGCAAACUCUACCCUUGGCCUUCUUAAACGAAUCCUUUCCGGUUGUUCUUCCCAGGUAAAGAAUACUGCAUAUUGCUCGCUUGUUCGUCCUAAAUUAGAAUAUGCGAGUAGUGCGUGGAAUCCAUAUAAACAGUGCAAUGUAAAGGUAAAGAAUACUGCAUAUUGCUCGCUUGUUCGUCCUAAAUUAGAAUAUGCGAGUAGCGCGUGGAAUCCAUAUAAACAGUGCAAUGUAAAGGUAAAGAAUACUGCAUAUUGCUCGCUUGUUCGUCCUAAAUUAGAAUAUGCGAGUAGUGCGUGGAAUCCAUAUAAACAGUGCAAUGUAAAGGUAAAGAAUACUGCAUAUUGCUCGCUUGUUCGUCCUAAAUUAGAAUAUGCGAGUAGUGCGUGGAAUCCAUAUAAACAGUGCAAUGUAAAGGUAAAGAAUACUGCAUAUUGCUCGCUUGUUCGUCCUAAAUUAGAAUAUGCGAGUAGUGCGUGGAAUCCAUAUAAACAGUGCAAUGUAAAUAAGAUAGAGAUGGUCCAACGACGUGCCGCAACGUUUGUCAAUAAUGAUUACUCUCGUCACAGUAGUGUCUCUCAGAUGAUUAAAUCACUAGGAUGGGAUUCUUUGGAACGUCGAAGACUGAUAAAUCAAACCUGCAUGUUCUACAAAAUCUAUAGGGGCCUUGUUGGGAUCUCGCUACCAUCCGAGAUAAUGCAAGUUACCAGACCAUCAAGGUACCUAAAUUGUGUACCAUUCCAACAGCUUUGCACCCUGAAUGACACAUACAAAUAUUCAUUCUACCCCAAAACUAUCAGAACUUGGAACAAUAUGAACUUACCUCAAAUCCCUAACUCUCUAGACGAUUUCAAGGCCAAUGUGUCCUUAUAUAUUUAA
This is a messenger RNA of Stylophora pistillata, 1704 nucleotides long. RefSeq lists its product as uncharacterized. The record is from RefSeq and is a predicted model, not a curated record. Lineage: Eukaryota; Metazoa; Cnidaria; Anthozoa; Scleractinia; Pocilloporidae.